This is a messenger RNA of Coregonus sp. 'balchen', 23824 nucleotides long. The record is from the annotation of a GenBank genome assembly. Lineage: Eukaryota; Metazoa; Chordata; Actinopteri; Salmoniformes; Salmonidae.
GCUCAUCAGAGUGCGGCUAUGGGGAAUGUGAUAUGGGGCCAGGAAGCUGAGAACAAAACAAAUACAAGCUACCAUGACAGUGCAUUAAAGGGUAAAGCUUCAAUCUUUUUUGAGAUAUUAAGCAGUUAUUUGCCAUUUCUUUGUGAUACUGCAGUUUGUGAUACUGCAAUGUGUUGAGGCUGUACAAAAUAUAUGAUGUUCACACAGCUUCAAAAGCUGACUCAAGGACUUUUUAGUCGACACACUCUUUACCCAAGUGUCUAAAUGUUUCAUACCAUUCAUUUGAAUUAGAAGUUACAUUAAGACAGUUGUUUCCUAUAUUUCAGAACGUGUAUAGGCAAAUUGUGUCUCUGUGUUAACGUCUAUCUAAUUGGGUAACACUGGCGGUUCUUCAGCAGGAGAAGAAGUCACGCUUGUCGUUCUCCAUGACUAUCCUUCUCCAGACAUCAGUGAGCCGAUCUUCAGAAUGGGGGAGAAGCUGAGGGUCUUGUCUCAGUAAGUAGAGUCAGUACUUUGUCUGUCUGUUAAGGUAAUUACAAACCCGUAGUCUCUGCACUAGGGUUGCAAAGGGAGGGUAUCAAAUAUACAGUCCCAAUCAAAAGUGUGGACACACCUACUCAUUCAAGGGUUUUUCUUUAUUUUUUACUAUUUAUUACAUCGUAAAAUAAUAGUGAAGACAUCAAAACUAUGAAAUAACACAUAAGGAAUAAUGUAGUAACCAAAAAAGUGUUAAACAAAUCAAAAUAUAUUUUAUAUUUCAGAUUCCUCAAAUAGCCACCCUUUGCCUUGAUGACAGAUUUGCACAUUCUUGGUAUUCUCUCAACCAGCUUCACCUAGAAUGCUUUUCCAACAGUCUUGAAGGAGUUCCCACAUAUGCUGAGCAUUUGUUGGCUGCUUUUCCUUCACUCUGCCAUCCGACUCAUCCCAAACCAUCUCAACUGGGUUAAGAUCGGUGGAUUGUGGAGGCCAGGUCAUCUGAUGUAGCACUCCAUCGCUCUCCUUCUUGGUAAAAUAAGCUUUACACAGCCUGGAGGUGUUUUGGGUCAUUGUCCUGUUGAAAAACAAAUUAUAGUCCCACUAAGCCCAAACCAGAUGGGAUGGUGUAUCGCUGCAGAAUGCUGUGGUAGCCAUGCUGGUUAAUGUCCAUUGCUCGUGUUUCUUGGCCCAAGCAGGUUUCUUCUUAUUAUUGGUGUCCUUUAAUAGUGGUUUCUUUGCAGCAAUUUGACCAUGAAGGCCUGAUUCACACAGUCCCCUCUGAACAGUUGAUGUUGAGAUGUGUCUGUUACUUGAACUCUGUGAAGCAUUUAUUUGUAAUAAAGGGGAGUAUAUAUAUACAAAAAAAAAAAAAAUAACAUGGGGGAUUGGAAGUGAUGCAGACAAUUACAUUGAUAGAAGAUACAAUCUAUCUGCAAUAUUAAGCUGAUCCAUUCCCCCCCCCCCAAAAAAAAUAAAAUAAUAUUUAAAAAAGACAAAAAAAAUAAAACAAAAGUAAAUAACAUUGUUGUUUAAUAUGAAGGUUUUAGCAUGAAAUAUCCUUUAUUUCUUUCUUUACACUUUUAUUUAUUUUACUAUGUCAAUAUGUCUUUGUUUUAAAUGUUUUGGCACCAAACUGGGGGCAGUUGUGAAAAAAGUCAAUAGUUGGAAGAGUUGCUGAGUUAAUAAAAACAAUGCCAUUGUUGAUUAGAUGCUUUCUUCAUUAAUUAUGAUAUUUGAACCAUAUGGUCUAUACAUCCACUAGAAACACAUGGACAAUAUGGACAUAUAUAAAAAACGUAUACUAUAUACAGUAUGAAUAUAUAUUUAAAAAAGUUAUUUGAGUAUGAAUUACCAUAGAUUACAGUUACUUUGGUAAAUUACCGGUAGUUUUGCAACCCUACCUUGCACAUACUGUACAUGUACUAAAAGCUACCUAGGGCAGAAAUUGAUAGAUGCACAGUUACAGAUAUAGAUACCGAGAUGACAAAAGAGGACAGCCACAGUGCUUUCCAAAACAAAAUGCAAUGCUCUGCAUACAGUAGAACAACAAAGCAUGCAAUAAUACAAAACAACACUACACAAUCUCUAACAUUUUGCACACAACAAAUAAUGAACACAUUGGGAUGAAUCCGAUGCAUAACACUUAACACUUAUACAAAUAGGGGGGGGAACUACAAUUUCAGAUUUUGUUUCCGUUACAGUGUAGCCUAUUGAAGGUCUCCUUUAAUCUGUGUUCUUCAGGGAAGGCAACUGGUGGAGAGUCCGGUCUGUCCAAUCAGGAAGUGAGAACUACAUCCCUAAUAACCACAUCACCAAAGUCUACCAUGGGUAAGCAAUGUAAAAAAUGAUGUUCUAUAUUGUCAUAAUUAAAGGCUGUGUUGACUUGGUUCUGUACAGUGAUAUAAUGUACUGUAUACCGUCACCGUGUGUGUAUGUGUGGGUGUGUGUGUGUGCUGUUUUAAGAUGGCUGUUUGAGGGAGUGGUGAGGCAGAAGGCAGAGGAACUACUUAGUCUCCCUGAAAACAGAGUGGGUUCCUUCAUGGUCAGAGAGAGCACCAAGCAGAGAGGUGAGUCCAUUAACUUUUAAAGCCCUACCAAGUUAUUCCUUAAGAGUCUAAGCUUGUUGGGUAUUUUUUUGAUACCCCUUUAGGUGUAAAUAUAUAUAUAUAUACAAAUUAUUGGAUGAAACAUUGAAUUUGGCCUUACUGCUAUUAGCCCAUAGAAACGCAUUGAAUAACAGAUUCAUACAUGGAAAAACAGAUAGUAAAAACAUUAAUCAAAAGGAAGCUUGUUUUAUAGAGUCUGUCCUAUAUCUGAGAUAUACACAGUACCAGUCAAAAGUUUGGACACACCUACUCAUUCAAGGGUUUUUCUUUAUUUUUACUAUUUUCUACAUUGCAGAAUAAUAGUGAAGAUAUCAAAACUAUGAAAUAGCACAUAUGGAAUCAUGUAGUAACCAAAAAAGUGUUAAACAAAUCAAAAUAUAUUUUAGAUUUGAGAUUCUUCAAAUAGCCACCCUUUGCCUUGAUGACAGCUUUGCACAUUCUUGGGAUUCUCUCAACCAGCUUCACCUGGAAUGCUUUUCCAACAGUUUUGAAGGAGUUCCCACAUAUGCUGAGCACUUGUUAGCUGCUUUUCCUUCACUCUGCCGUCCGACUCAUCCCAAACCAUCUCAACUGGGUUGAGGUCGGGGGAUUGUGGAGGCCAGGCCAUCUGAUGCAGCACUCCAUCACUCUCCUUCUUGGUAAAAUAGCCCUUACACAGCCUGGAGGUGUGUUGGGUCAUUGUCCUGUUGAAAAACAAAUGAUAGUCCCACUAAGCCCAAACCACAUGGGAUGGCAUAUCGCUGUAGAAUGCUGUGGUAGCCAUGCUGGUUAAGUGUGCCUUGAAUUCUAAAUAAAUCACAGACAGUGUCACCAGCAAAGCACCCCCACACCAUAACACCUCCUCCUCCAUGCUUUAUGGUGGGAACUACACAUGUGGAGAUCAUCCAUUCACCCACACCGCGUCCCACAAAGACAUGGCGGUUGGAACCAACAAUCUCAAAUUUGGACUCCAGGGACAAAUUUCCACCUGUCUAAUGUCCAUUGCUCGUGUUUCUUGGCCCAAGCAAGUCCCUUCUUCUUAUUGGCAUCCUUUAGUAGUGGUUUCUUUGCAGCAAUUCGACAAUGAAGGCCUGAUUCACACAGUCCCCUCUGAACAGUUGAUGUUGAGAUGUGUCUGUGACUUCAAUUCUGUGAAGCAUUUAUUUGGGCUGCAAUUUCUGAGAUUGGUAACUCUAAUGAACUUAUCCUCUGCAGCAGAGGUAACUCUGGGUCUUCCAUUCCUGUGGUGGUCCUCAUGAGAGCCAGUUUCAUCAUAGCGCUUGAUGGUUUUUGGUACUGCACUUGAAGAAACGUUCAAAGUUCUUGAAAUGUUCUGUAUUGGCUGAUCUUCAUGUCUUAAAGUAAUGAUGGACUGUCGUUUCUCUUUGCAUAUUUUAGCUAUUCUUGACAUAAUAUGGACUUGAUCUUUUACUAAAUAGAGCUAUCUUCUGUAUACCCCCCCUACCUUGUCACAACACAACUGAUUGGCUCAAACGGUUACUACAUGAUUCAAUAAGCUAUUAUUCUACAAUGUAAAAAUAGUAAAAAGAAAGAAAAUCCCUUGAAUGAGUAGGUGUGUUCAAACUUUUGACUGGUAGAGUAUAUAUAUAUAUAUAGCGGUAAUAAUACAUUUUUAUUACCUAUAUUUAAAGGUGCAAUAUGCAGAAAUCACUUCGCCAUUUCCUGGUGGCUAAAAUUAUAGUAGUUCACCUCAUUUUAGUUUAUGUAGAAAAUCAUUGUACCAUGCAAACCGCUGUGAAAUAUAUUUUCAAUAACCAAAGAUAUUGUAUUUUCAACUGUUUGAAGCUGGUGUACAAAACCGAAUGCAAAAGACGCAAAAACAAAACUUAAGAACGGGAAGCAUAGAAAUAGCGCGCGUAGAUCUUGCUUCUUAGACUUGCUUUCAAUAAGAAUGAUAGCUCUAUAACUCACUAUAGUCGGGUCACCCAAAAAGUUUUGGGGGCACUAAACUACUUCCAUAUCUACAGUGCCUUCAGAAAGUAUUCAUACCCCUUGACUUAUUCCACAUUUUGUUGUGUUACAGCCUGAAUUCAAAAUGGAUUCAAUUGAUUUUACACACAAUACCCCACAAACGUACCUGGCGCCGACGAAGAUGGCGGCCUCUUUGCUGUAUUUUGUUUUUUUUAUGUAUUAUUUUUUACAUUAUUAGCUCAGAAAGUGAAUCAUUACAUACAGCCGAGAAAAACUAUUGGAUAUCAGAGCGGCGGUAACUCACCAGCAUUACGAUCAGGAAUACGACUUUCCCGAAGCAGAUCCUUUGUUUGAUCUCCCCAGGGCAACUGAACUGAUUCCAGCGGCUGACCCAAAACAUCGCCAGGCGGAGGAGAGGCACUCGGAGCGGCCUGCUGGUUCGAAUUAGGAGGUGCGCACACCACCCACCGCUCCCAAGUAUUCUACUCGCUAAUCUUCAAUCUCUGGUUAACAAAGUUGACGAACUACGGGCAAAAAUGUCUUUCCAGAGAGACAUCCAGGCCUGUAACAUACUUUCACGGAAACAUGGCUCUCUUGGGAUAUUCUGUCGGAAUCGGUCCAGCCAGAUUGGUUCUCAGUUCAUCGCGCAGACAGGAAUAAAUAUCUCUCCGGGAAGCAGAAGGGCGGAGGUGUGCGUUUCAUGAUUAAUGACUCAUGGUGUAAUUGUAGUAACAUAGAGGAACUCGAGUCCUUCUGUUCACCCGACCUAGAAUUUCUCACAAUCAAAUGCCGACCGUAUUAUCUCCCAAGAGAAUUCUCUUCGGUUAUAGUCACGGCCGUGUAUAUCACCCCUCAAGCCGAUACCACGACGGCCCUCAAAGAACUUCACUGGACCUCAUGCAAACUGGAAACCACAUAUCCUGAGGCUGCAUUUAUUGUAGCCGGGGAUUUUAACAAAGCAAAUUUGAGGACUAGGCUGCCGAAGUUCUAUCAACAUCAAAUCAAAUCAAAUCAAAUCAAAUUUUAUUGGUCACAUGCGCCGAAUACAACAGGUGCAGACAUUACAGUGAAAUGCUUACUUACAGCCCUUAACCAACAGUGCAUUUAUUUUAAACAAAAAAGUAAGAAUAAAACAACAACAAAAAAGUGUUGAGAAAAAAAGAGCAGAAGUAAAAUAAAGUGACAGUAGGGAGGCUAUAUAUACAGUAAAAUAAAGUGACAGUAGGGAGGCUAUAUAUACAGGGGGGUACCGUUGCAUUGUCAAUGUGCGGGGGCACCGGCUAGUUGAGGUAGUUGAGGUAAUAUGUACAUGUGGGUAGAGUUAAAGUGACUAUGCAUAAAUACUUAACAGAGUAGCAGCAGCGUAAAAAGGAUGGGGUGGGGGGGCAGUGCAAAUAGUCCGGGUAGCCAUGAUUAGCUGUUCAGGAGUCUUAUGGCUUGGGGGUAGAAGCUGUUGAGAAGUCUUUUGGACCUAGACUUGGCACUCCGGUACCGCUUGCCGUGCGGUAGCAGAGAGAACAGUCUAUGACUAGGGUGGCUGGAGUCUUUGACAAUUUUGAGGGCCUUCCUCUGACACCGCCUGGUAUAGAGUACAACAUAUCGACUGUUGUACUCGCUCUCCUAAAAUCCUCGAACAUUGCUAUUCAAACUUCCGGGAUGGUUAUAAGGCCCUCCCCCGCCCUCCUUUCUGCAAAUCUGACCACGACUCAAUUUUGCUUCUCCCUUCCUAUAGGCAGAAACUCGAACAGGAAGUACCUGUGCUAAGGACUAUUCAACGCUGGUCUGACCAAUCGGAAUCCACGCUUCAAGAUUGUUUUGAUCACGCGGACUGGGAUAUGUUCCGGGUAGCUUCCGAAAAUAAUUUAGACAUAUACACUGAAACGGUGACAGAGUUUAUCAGGAAGUGUAUAGGUGAUGUUGUGUCCACUGUGACUAUUAAAACCUACCCUAACCAGAAACCGUGGAUAGACGGCAGCAUUCGCGCAAAUCUGAAAGCGCGAACCACCGCAUUCAACCAUGGCAAGGUGACUGGGAAUAUGGCAGAAUACAAACAGUGUAGUUACUCACUCCGCAAGGCAAUUAAACUGGCAAAACAUCAGUAUAGAGACAAAGUGGAGUCGCAAUUCAACGGCUCAGACCCGAGACGUAUGUGGCAGGGUCUACAGACAAUCACGGACUACAAAAAGAAAACCAGCCACAUCGCCGACACCGACGUCUCGCUUCCAGACAAGCUAAACACCUUCUUCGCCCGCUUUGAGGAUAACACAGUGCCAUUGACGAGGCCCACUACCAAGGACUCCAUGGCCGACGUAAUUAAGACAUUUAAGCAUGUUAACCCCCGCAAGGCUGCCGGCCAAGACGGCAUCCCUAGCCGCGUCCUCAGAGCAUGCGCAGACCAGCUGGCUGGUGUGUUCAUGGACAUAUUCAAUCUCUCCCUUUACCAGUCUGCUGUUCCCACAUGCUUCAAGAUGGCCACCAUUGUUCCUGUACCCAAGAAAGCAAAGGUAACUGAACUAAAUGACUAUUGGCCUGUAGCACUCACCUCUGUCAUCAUGAAGUGCUUUGAGAGUCAAGGAUCAUAUCACCUCUAUCUUACUUGUCACCCUAGACCCACUUCAAUUUGCUUACUUCCCCAAUAGAUCCACAGACGAUGCAAUUGCCAUCACACUGCACACUGCCCUAUCCCAUCUGGACAAGAGGAAUACCUAUGUAAGAAUGCUGUUCAUUGACUAUAGCUCAGCAUUCAACACCAUAGUACCCUCCAAGCUCAUCAUUAAGCUCGAGGCCCUGGGUCUGAACCCCGCCCUGUGCAACUGGGUCCUGGACUUCCUGACGGGCCGCCCCCAGGUGGUGAAGGUUGGAAACAACAUCUCCACUUCGCUGAUCCUCAACACUGGGGCCCCACAAGGGUGCGUGCUCAGACCCUCCUGUACUCCCUGUUUACCCAUGACUGCGUGGCCAAGCACGCCUCCAACUCAAUCAUCAAGUUUGCAGACGACACAACAGUAGUAGGAUUGACUACCAACAAUGACGAGACCGCCUACAGGGAGGAGGUGAGGGCUCUGGGAGUGUGGUGCCAGGAAAAUAACCUCUCACUCAACAUCAACAAAACAAAGCAGAUGAUCGUGGACUUCAGGAAACAGCAGAGGGUGCACCCCCCUAUCCACAUCGACGGGACCGCAGUGGAGAAGGUGGAAAGCUUCAAGUUCCUUGGCGUACACAUCACCAACAAACUGAAAUGGUCCACCCACGCAGACAGUGUGUCCACAGGCGCAACAGAGCCUCUUCAACCUCAGGAGGCUGAAGAAAUUUGGCUUAUCACCUAAAACCCUCACAAACUUUUACAGAUGCACAAUUGAGAGCAUCCUUUCGGGCUGUAUCACCGCCUGGUACGGCAACUGCACCGCCCACAACCGCAGGGCUCUCCAGAGGGUGGUGCGGUCUGCCGAACGCAUUACCGGGGACAAACUACCCGCCCUCCAAGACACAUACAGCACCCGAUGUCACAGGAAUGCCAAAAAGAUCAUCAAGGACAUCAACCACCCGAGCCACUGCCUGUUCACCCCGCUAUCAUCCAGAAGGCGAGGUCAGUACAGGUGCAUCAAAGCUGGGACCGAGAGAAUGAAAAACAGCUUCUAUCUCAAGGCCAUCAGACUGUUAAAUAGCCAUCACUAGCACAUUAGAGGCUGCUGCUGCCUAUUGAAAUCACUGGCCACUUUAAGAAAUUGAUCACUAGUCACUUUAAUAAUGUUUACAUAUCUUGCACUAUUCAUCUCAUAUGUAUAUACUGCAUUCUAUUCUAUAAUAUUAUUCUGUAUCUUAGUCCAUGCCGCUCUGUCAUUGCUUGUCCAUAUCUGUAUAUAUUCUUAAAUCCCAUUCCUUACUUUUUUGGGUAAAUGUUAGAUAUUACUGCACUGUCGGAGCUAGAAACACAAGCAUUUCGCUAAACCCGCUCUAACAUCUGCUAAACACGUGUAUAUGACAAAUACAAUUUGAUUUGAUUUGAUUUGACAAAGUGAAAACAUGUUUUAAAAAAUUUUUUAAAAAAUGUAUUGAAAAUUAAAUACAUAAAAAUCGAAUUUACAUAAGUAUUCACACCCCUGAGUCAAUACAUGUUAGAAUCACCUUUGGCAGCGAUUACAGUGGUGAGUCUUUCUGGGUAAGUCUUUAAGAGCUUUGCACACAUGGAUUGUACAAUAUUUGCACAUAAUUUCUUGUUUAAUUCUUCAAGCUCUGUCAAGUUGGACAGCUAUUUUCAAAUCUUGCCAUAGAUUUUCAAACCGAUUUAAGUCAAAACUAACUUAUUGCAAACAGGAUGCAUGUUUUGGAAUAUAUUUAUUCUGUACAGGCUUCCUUCUUUUCACUCUUUCAUUUAGGUUAGUAUUGUGGAGUAACUACAAUGUUAUUUAUCCAUCCUCAGUUUUCUCGUAUCACAGCCAUUAAACUCUGUAACUGUUUUAAAGUCACCAUUGGCCUCAUAGUGAAAUCCCUGAGUGGUUUCCUUCCUCUCCGGCAACUGAGUUAGGAACGACACCUGUAUCUUUGUAUUGACUGAAUGUAUUGAUACACCAUCCAAAGUGUAAUUAAUAACUUCACCAUGCUCAAAGGGAUAUUCAAUGUCUGUUUAGUUUUUUUUACACAUCUACCAAUAGGUGUCCAUUCUUUGUGGGGCAUUGCUAAACCUCCUCGGUUUCUGUGUUUGAAAUUCACUGCUCGACUGAGGGACCUUAGGCUUGCCAUAACAUAGGGGUUGAAUACUUAUUGACUCAAGACAUUUCAGCUAUUAAUUUUUAUUGAUUUGUAAAAAUUUCUAAAAACAUAAUUCCACUUUGACAUUAUGGGGUAUUGUGUGUUGGCCAGUGACACAAAUCUCAAUUUAAUCAAUUUUAAAUUCACAGUGUAACACAACAAAGUGUCAAGGGAUGUGAAUACUUUCUGAAGGCACUGUACUUACAUUCAUUUUUUAAACUGGUACCUAGCUACCUUCAGACAAGUAAGUCUUGGGAGGUUUGUGGGCAUCCUAAAGCAGAAGAUGUACUGACAUGUACACUACCGUUCAAAAGUUUGGGGUCACUUAGAAAUGUCCUGGUUUUCGAAAGAUAAGCAAUUUUUUUGUCCAUUAAAAUAAUAUCAAAUUGAUCAGAAAUACAGUGUAGACAUUGUUAAUGUUGUAAAUGGCUAUUGUAGCUGGAAACGGCUGAUAUUUAAUGGAAUAUUUACAUAGGCGUACAGAGGCCCAUUAUCAGCAACCAACAGUCCUGUGUUCCAAUGGCACGUUGUGUUUGCUAAUCCAAGUUUAUCAUAUUAAAAGGCUAAUUGAUCAUUAGAAAACCCUUUUGCAAUUACGUUAACACAGCUGAAAACUGUUGUGCUGAUUAAAGAAGCAAUAAAACUGGCCUUCUUGAGAUUAGUUGAGUCCCUGGAGCAUCAGCAAUUGUGUGUUCGAUUACAGAAUCAAAAUGGCCAGAAACAAAUAACUUUCUUCUGAAACUCAUCAGUCUAUUCUUGUUCUGAGAAAUGAAGUGUCACGCUCUGGCUCCGGGACUGUGUAUUUUGAGCCAGGGUGUGUUCAUUUGGUUGUGUUUGGUAUUGGUUGUGUUGUAUUUGGUUGUGUUUCCUUGUUUGGUCGUGUGACUCCCAAUCAGUGGUAACGAGUGUCAGCUGUCGGCUCGUUAUCUCUGAUUGGGAGCCAUAUUUAAACUGUCAGUGUUCACCUUAGUGUUGUGGGUUUUUGUUCCGUAUCAGUCAUUGUAACUGAGGACUUCACGAUUCGUCAUUGUUUGUUGUUUUGUAUUGAGUACUUUAAUUUAAUAAAGUCAUGUUCGUAUCGCACGCUGCGCCUUGGUCCACUCACCUAGUAGACGUUCGUGACAUGAAGGCUAUUCCAUGCGAGAAAUUGCCAAGAAACUGAAGAUCUCGUACAACGCUGUGUACUACUCCCUUCACAGAACAGCACAAACUGGCUCUAACCAGAAUAGAAAGAGGAUUGGGAGGCCCCGGUGCACAACUGAGCAAGAGGACAAAUACAUUAGAAUGUCUAGUUUGAGAAACAGAUGCCUCACAGGUCCUCAACUGGCAGCUUCAUUAAAUAGUACCCACAAAACACCAGUCUCAACGUCAACAGUGAAGGGGCGACUCCGGGAUGCUGACCUUCUAGGCAGAGUUGCAAAGAAAAAGCCAUAUCUCAGACUGGCCAAUAAAAAGAAAAGAUUAAGAUGGGAAAAAUAACACAGACACUGGACAGAGGAAGAUUGGAAAAAAGUGUUAUGGACAGACGAAUCGAAGUUUGAGGUGUUCGGAUCACAAAGAAGAACAUUUGUGAGAUGCAGACCAAAUGAAAAUAUGCUGGAGGAGUGCUUGAUGCCAUCUGUCAAGCAUGGUGUAGGCAAUGUGAUGGUCUGGGGGUGCUUUGGUGGUGGUAAAGUGGGAGAUUUGUACAGGGUAAAAGGGAUCUUGAAGAAGGAAGGCUAUCACUCCAUUUUGUAACGCCAUGCCAUACCCUGUGGACGGCGCUUGAUUGGAGCCAAUUUCCUCCUACAACAGGGCAAUGACCCAAAGCACAGCUCCAAACUAUGCAAUAACUAUUUAGGGAAGAAGAAGUCAGCUGGUAUUUUGUCUAUAAUGGAGUAGCCAGCACAGUCACCGGAUCUCAACCGCAUUGAGCUGUUGUGGGAGCAGCUUGACCGUUUGGUAUGUAAGAAGUGCCCAUCAAGCCAAUCCAACUUGUGGGAGGUGGUUCAGGAAGCAUGGGGUGAAAUCUCUUCAGAUUACCUCAACAAAUUGACAACUAGAAUGCCAAAGGUCUGCAAGGCUGUAAUUGCUGCAAGUGGAGGAUUCUUUGACGAAAGCAAAGUUUGAAGGACACAAUUAUUAUUUAUAUUAAAAAUCAUUAUUUCUAACCUUGUCAAUGACUACAUUUCCUAUGUAUUUUGCUAUAUUUCCUAUUCAAACUCAUUUCAUGUAUGUUUUCAUGGAAAACAAGGACAUUUCUAAGUGACCCCAAACUUUUGAACGGUAGUGUACGUGUUCGUGAGAGUUACCUUUCCAUUGAAGGAUCAUAUUAGUGUUUUUUAGCCCAAACUGUUUGGAUGCUACAGACAGAAAUUGGCAGAUCGGCGGUACCGACUUCAGACGAGUCCUGUGACGCUUGUGAGAGUCGUAGAGCAAAACGGUGAACAUCAUUGUGUUCGUGAGUGUCUCAUCUUUCGUCCGAUCAUAGAGUGGUCAUUAUUAUUAGUUUCUAGGUCAAACCGUUCGGACGCUACAGACGUUUUAGUGAGAAGACCGAUUUUCGGGAUGUCUCAUGGUCUCAUGACAAACACCGCUGUAGCUCAGCCACCUUCCACCACAGAUGCGGAAGGCUGCCAAUUGCUGGAGGCGGUGGAUUGAUCAGACGUUUAUUUAUUUAUUAUUAUUAUGCUAAUUUGAUUUCCGCUAAUUUGAUUUUCCUGGUACAGACAUCAACUCAAGGGGGUUAUUAACUGGACGUCAGUAGGAUGAUAGGAGAUGGGUAUCUAUUGGUUCUAUCUAGGCCUAUAUCUAAUGCCUUUUAUGUUAUAUUACAUUUGCAGGUGUCUACACCAUGUCUGUAAAGCACAGAUCCAUCAAGCACUAUAAAAUCUAUCGCCUGGAGAACAGCUGGUACUAUAUCUCUCCUCGUCUGACUUUCCAGUGCCUGGAAGAGAUGGUCAACCACUACUCUGGUGAGUCCAUGACAGAGACAGACACACACACUAAAACUAAGCUGAAGAGAUGGUCAACCACUACUCUGUGGGGUCCAACACAGAGACAGACACACACUGAAAAUAACCUGAAGGUAUGGUCAACCCCUUCUCUAGUGAUUCCAACAACGAGACAGACACACACACUGAAAAUAACCUCAAGCAUUUUUAAAUAGCUUUGUUCUUAUCAGAUUCUAGCCAUCUUUCCACUGUGCGUUGCCUAGCUCUGAGAGUACAUACACUAAGAACAAAACAGGAAGUAAUGGUGUUGUUGAUGAUGACCAUUUGAACAUAUUUGUGCUGAGACUAGGUCUUUCAUAUCGACUGUCACAUUAAUGUUUUAUUUUGAUUUAUUUUCUCAAACAAUAACAACCAUACAAAACAAAAGACAAUAAACAAACACACACACAUUUCUCACAAUCACACUCCCCCUCAUCCUUCAACUUUCCUGUACUUGUAGCACUCUAUGCCAUAUGGCCUCAAAUUGCACUGUUUUAUUUUUUACCUUUUCAAUAUUUCAAUAUUAAUACAUUUGAUUCAUCCACUGUCGUAGUGAUGGAGGAUCAUUCCAUUUCCAGUUUUUGAGUAGAAUGUUUUUCAAAAUCAUUGACGAGUAAAGCAUGGUCCAGCCCAUUGCUUAUCUCACUACACCCCAAUAUGCCAUGUCUUGAAAUAUGCAGAUAGACGGAUUAAAAAUAAGUUUACAUUGUAAUACGUCUUCCAGACUUUAUAGCAUUCCCAGAAAGCAUGGAUUAUUGAGUCAUUAUUCGUUUUACACUUAAGACAUGACUCUGCCAAUGUGCUGCAGAAUUUGUUUGUUUUGCAUUUUGUAUAAUACAUUCUAUACAUUCGUUUAUACUGGAUUAAGAGUACAUUUUCAUUAACUGUAAUUUCGUUAGUUAUGUUCCAACACUCCCUCCAUCUUGUGCCUAUAUCCGUUAUUUUAAAGAUUUUUUUCCAAGAAAUUGUCAGUUAGAUAGGUAAUAUAUACAAAACCUUGCAGAAAGCCUAUCAUAUAAGGAUCCUUUUCUGAGUCAAAUAGGAUUCCCUCAACAUUGCUCUGAUGUCCAAAGAUUUCAGGUCGAAAAAUCAUGACAUAAACUUUUUUGAAAAUGUCUACGUAUUUGAAAAUGUCUACAUUGGUCAAUCCGAAAUGGAAUAAAUAAAAAUCCUAUUACCAAGUCAUUUACGGUUUCUAUGCCUUUAGUUUUCCACUUUUCUGAUUUAUUAGUGAUAUCCAAGGAUUGUUUUCAGGGAGUGAUAUUGGUUCUUGUAGAAUUGUUUCAUUUUCUCCCAUAUUGUUAUAGUGUUCUUAACUACGAAGUUGUUAAUGUUCUUAGCUUUAUACUUUAUAAAUAGACUCAUAAAAAUAUUCUGAGGAUGAGCAUGCACAUCUUCAAUAUGUACCCAUUGUUCCUCUUUAGUCCAUUUAACAAUAUGUUUCAAGUAAAAGCUGUUACAGGGUUGGGUCGUAUUUCACGAGGGCGAUGGCUUUUCUUGUCCCAGCCGGAGACGCUGGCCAUGAGGGACGACCCCAUUGUCCCCAAUGCCCUGAUGGCUGCCCCAGUUUAAUGGAGAAUUGAUAGGCUGGUCAGAGCAGCGCUACGGCGGGAGCCCGAUCCGGGCGGAGGUCCAUCGGGGAGGAUGUGCGUACCCAAGACUGCGUGUUCGCGACUGCUUCAGUGAGCGCAUGCGUCUGACCUCACCAGCCAUCCGGAAAGCACCAGGAUUUUGGAGUUCCUGCGUAGGAGGUUCUGGUGGCCAUCUGCUGAGGGGGAUACGCACGCCUUCGUGGCUGCUUGCCCAGUGUGCGCACGCACGAAGAGCUCACGUCAUCCCACGGCAGGGCUGCUCCAACCCCAGCCUAUCCCCAAGCGCCCCUAUUCCCUGAGCAAGAGAAGGAGGUGGCGGUCCCGUCGGGCCAUUGCGUGGUCCGGCAAGUCAAUCCAGUGACCUACCGCCUGCAACUUCCGUCGCCACCUGUCCCCUGGCUCCCCCUCCUCGUCCUGUUACCCCGCUGUGCCUCGUCGGAGGGCAGCCAGCUUUUACGGUGGACAGGAUCCUGGACUGCCGGCGGGUGGGGAGGGGUCUCCUAUUUCUGGUGGACUGGGAGGGUUAUGGGCCAGUGGAGCAGUCCGGGGUGCCCAGGAGGGAUCGCCGUGCAGAGCCAGGUGGGCACCUGCCCAGCCCCGGCAGCCGGCGGAGCGGAAGCCGCGGCAGCGGCAUCUUCAGUCUCGCCUGCGACAUCACAGGAACCCCGACUACCACCUCCGGAGAGGUACAACGGAUGUCCAGAGGGCUGCAGGGAAUUCCUCACCCAGUGUUCCCUGAUGUUCAGCCUGCAACCCUCCUCCUUCCCAACGGAGCAGGUCCGGGUGGCCUACAUUAUCACUCUGUUGACAGGUCGGACCCUUUCCUGUGUGAUUGUGUUUUCCAGUCAGAGUUAGUAUUUCGUAUUGUUUGUUGUCAGCCUGUUUUUUGGAGACAUUUACAUUUUAGUCAUUUAGCAGUCGCUCUUAUCCAGAGCGAUUUACAGUUAGUGAGUGCAUACAUUAUUUUUUAUUAGAUUUUUCAUACUGAAACCCGGUGGGAAACGAACCCACAACCCAUGCUCUACCAACUGAGCUACAUGCCUGCCGGCCAUUCCCUCCCCUACCCUGGACGACGGAGAACAAGUAUUUGGGGAGAACAAGUAUUUGAUACACUGCCGAUUUUGCAGGUUUUCCUACUUACAAAGCAUGUAGUGGUCUGUAAUUUGUAUCAUAGGUACACUUCAACUGUGAGAGACGGAAUCUAAAACAAAAAUCCAGAAAAUCACAUUGUAUGAUUUUUAAGUAAUUAAUUUGCAUUUUAUUGCAUGACAUACGUAUUUGAUACAUCAGAAAAGCAGAACUUAAUAUUUGGUACAGAAACCUUAGUUUGCAAUUACAGAGAUCAUACGUUUCCUGUAGGUCUUGACCAGGUUUGCACACACUGCAGCAGGGAUUUUAGCCCACUCCUCCAUACAGACCUUCUCCAGAUCCUUCAGGUUUUGGGGCUGUCGCUGGGCAAUACGGACUUUCAGCUCCCUCCAAAGAUUUUCUAUUGGGUUCAGGUCUGGAGACUGGCUAGGCCACUCCAGGACCUUGAGAUGCUUCUUACGGAGCCACUCCUUAGUUGCCCUGGCUGUGUGUUUUGGGUCGUUGUAAUGCUGGAAGACCCAGCCACGACCCAUCUUCAAUGCUCUUACUGAGGGAAGGAGGUUGUUGGCCAAGAUCUCGCGAUACAUGGCCCCAUCCAUCCUCCCCUCAAUACGGUGCAGUCGUCCUGUCUCCUUUGCAGAAAAGCAUCCCCAAAGAAUGAUGUUUCCGCCUCCAUGCUUCAUGGUUGGGAUGGUGUUCUUGGGGUUGUACUCAUCCUUCUUCUUCCUCCAAACACGGCGAGUGGAGUUUAGACCAAAAAGCUCUAUUUUUUUCUCAUAAGACCACAUGACCUUCUCCCAUUCCUCCUCUGGAUCAUCCAGAUGGUCAUUGGCAAACUUCAGACGGGCCUGGACAUGCACUGGCUUGAGCAGGGGGACCUUGCGUGCGCUGCAGGAUUUUAAUCCAUGACGGCGUAGUGUGUUACUAAUGGUUUUCUUUGAGACUGUGGUCCCAGCUCUCUUCAGGUCAUUGACCAGGUCCUGCCGUGUAGUUCUGGGCUGAUCCCUCAUCUUCCUCAUGAUCAUUGAUGCCCCACGAGGUGAGAUCUUGCAUGGAGCCCCAGACCGAGGGUGAUUGACCGUCAUCUUGAACUUCUUCCAUUUUCUAAUAAUUGCGCCAACAGUUGUUGCCUUCUCACCAAGCUGCUUGCCUAUUGUCCUGUAGCCCAUCCCAGCCUUGUGCAGGUCUACAAUUUUAGCCCUGAUGUCCUUACACAGCUCUCUGGUAUUGGCCAUUGUGGAGAGGUUGGAGUCUGUUUGAUUGAGUGUGUGGACAGGUGUCUUUUAUACAGGUAACGAGUUCAAACAGGUGCAGUUAAUACAGGUAAUGAGUGGAGAACAGGAGGGCUUCUUAAAGAAAAACUAACAGGUCUGUGAGAGACGGAAUUCUUACUGUUUGGUAGGUGAUCAAAUACUUAUGUCAUGCAAUAAAAUGCAAAUUAAUUACUUAAAAAUCAUACAAUGUGUUUUUCUGGAUUUUUGUUUUAGAUUCCGUCUCUCACAGUUGACGUGUACCUAUGAUAAAAAUUACAGACCUCUACAUGCUUUGUAAGUAGUGAAACCUGCAAAAUCGGCAGUGUAUCAAAUACUUGUUCUCCCCACUGUAUGUGCUCCUCAUUUGUUUUCAUGUUUUAGUCCGUUGUUUUGUAUCCUGGCUUUUGGACCACCAGUAAAGAUCCUUCUUUCACCAUCCUUGCCUACUGCCUACUGUCUAUCCUGCACCGCACCUGGGUCACACCUCACACCAACCCUUACAAAGAGUUGAUACAAUUCCAAGUCUGAAAGGUUAAAAGCAGCCUUAGACUUAGAAAGAUGUAAAACUUUCCUUUUUAUUCUAUGAGUUUAAUUUGCCCAUAUAAAGUAUAUUAUGGUACUGUGCUGAGUAUACUUGUUUUAAAGAAUGUCUUCGGUGGGGUAAUUGGUAUUACCGAUAAUAAAUAUUGAGUUUUCAAUAUUGGUCAGGUACAAUUGAAGUCGGAAGUUUACAUACACUUAGGUUGGAGUCAUUAAAACUCCUUUUUCAACCAAUCCACACAUUUCUUGUUAACAAACUAUAGUUUUGGCAAGUCGGUUAGGACAUCUACUUUGUGCAUGACACAAGUAAUUUUUCCAACAAUUGUUUACAGACAGAUUAUUUCACUUAUAAUUCACUGUAUCACAAUUCCAGUGGGUCAGAAGUUUACAUACACUAAGUUGACUGUGCCUUUAAAAAGAUUGGAAAAUUCCAGAAAGUUAUGUCAUGGCUUUAGAAGCUUCUGAUAGGCUAAUUGACAUAAUUUGAGUCAAUUGGAGGUGUACCUGUGGAUGUAUUUCAAGGCCUAUCUUCAAACUCAGUGCCUCUUUGCUUGACAUCAUGGGAAAAUCAAAAGAAAUCAGCCAAGAAAUGUAGACCUCCACAAGUCUGGUUCAUCCUUGGGAGCAAUUUCCAAACACCUGAAGGUACCACGUUCACCUGUACAAACAAUAGUAAGCAAGUAUAAACACCAUGGGACCACGCAGCCGUCAUACCGCUCAGGAAGGAGACGCGUUCUGUCUCCUAGAGAUGAACGUACUUUGGUGCGAAAAGUGCAAAUCAAUCCCAGAAAAGCAGCAAAGGACCUUGUGAAGAUGCUGGAGGAAACAGGUACAAAAGUAUCUACAUCCACAGUAAAACGAGUCCUAUAUCGACAUAACCUGAAAGGCCGCUCAGCAAGGAAGAAUCCACUGCUCCAAAACCGCCAUAAAAAAGACAGACUACGGUUUGCAACUGCACAUGGCGACAAAGAUCAUACUUUUUGGAGAAAUGUCCUCUGCUCUGAUGAAACAAAAAUAGAACUGUUUGGCCAAAAUGACCAUCGUGUUGUUUGGAGGAAAAAAUGCUUGCAAGCCGAAGAAUGCCAACCUAACCGUGAAGCACGGGGGUAGCAGCAUCAUGUUGUGGGGGUGCUUUGCUGCAGGUGGGACUGGUGCACUUCACAAAAUAGAUGGCAUCAUGAGGAAGGAAAAUUAUGUGGAUAUAUUGAAGCAACAUCUCAAGACAUCAGUCAGGAAGUUAAAGCUUGGUCGGAAAUGGGUCUUCCAAAUGGACAAUGACCCAAAGCAUACUUCCAAAGUUGUGGCAAAAUGGCUUAAGGACAACAAAGUCAAGGUAUUGGAGUGGCCAUCACAAAGUCCUGACCUCAAUUCUAUAGAACAUUUGUGGGCAGAACUGAGAAAGCGUGUGUGAGCAAGAGGCCUACAAAUCUGACUCAGUUACACCAGCUCUGUCAGGAGGAAUGGGCUUGUGGAAGGCUACCCGAAAUGUUUGACCUAAGUUAAACAAUUUAAAGGCAAUGCUAGCAAAUACUAAUUGAGCGUAUGUAAACUUCUGACCCACUGGGAAUGUGAUGAAAGAAAUAAAAGCUGAAAUAAAUAAUUAUCUCUACUAUUAUUCUGACAUGUCACAUUCUUAAAUAAAGUGGUGAUCCUAACUGACCUAAGACAGGGCAUUUUUACUAGGAUUAAAUGUCAGGAAUUGUGACAAACUGAAUUUAAAUGUAUUUGGCUAAGGUGUAUGUAAACUUCCGACUUCAACUGUAUAUCAGGAGACGGUCAGCAAAUACGUUUAGUUUAUAUUCAUGUUUAUCAAUACUGAUACCUGUUACAUUUGGGUCCUGUCUAAUUCUUUCUGCAAGUGGUUCAAUUGCCAGAACAUGUAAGAACAUGUAGGCUGAGCAAACAUUUAACAGAGGAUACACAAAAAACAUAAAGCAAGUACUUCCUUGUACUUUGAGGCGCUAUGCCUUUUUAGUGCUUUUAAGUGGCAGUCUUUCUCCAAUGUAUGUACAAUGACAUAAUCCACAGAUUUUUGGUACAUUAGGGGAGGAGUAGGAGCCUAACCUAGAGUCGAUUUCCGCGGCAUAAUAACAAAAUCCCCAUACAAAUUCAUCAAUUUAUGCUAGAGAUAUCCGUUUGUUUGCAUUGGAUGUGUGUCAAUCCACCGCAUCCGCCGAUAUAUUUUUUUAAUAAUGUUUUUAUUUCUGGGGGUAGAUCAGCUUAAUAUUGCAGAUAGAUUGUAACUUCUAUCAAUGUAAUUGUCUUAGGGUAAAUUAGUGAACAACAAUGCCCAGGCCUCUACUUCCAGCCAAUACUUACUAUCUACAGAGCUAGAGCGAUGUUUGUCAGACCAUGAGACACUAAUAUGACCCCUCUGUGGAAAGGUGAGACUCCCACGAACUCGCACAUGUCGACUGUGCGCUCUAGGAUGCCACAGGCCUUACAAGACUCGUCUGAAGGUCCCCCGAUACCAGUUUAAAGAAUGAAUGGUCCAUCUUCAAUUUCUCAGAGAUAAUUUCCCUCACUUUGUCCUCAGACUCUGUCCAGGUCUCGUGGAGAUUCUGCAAUUCCGUCCACAACCAUGUUGUUACGCCUUGAUUGUCCCUCGAGAUCGUCUUAUUUAUCUGUCAUUGUUAUCAAUGAUUCACAGACAGAACUGAUGUCCUCUCUCAAUUACUUACAGAUUACUGUAAUCUUGCCGUUCUCCUGUUUCAACUCAUCGAUCUGACCCUGGAAGAACUGCAAACUGUUCUUUAUGUCCUGGACCUCUCUGGUCAGGUCGUACAUUCUUUUAUUAGUCGAAUCCACCAGUAUUUGGACAAAGCACUUGAAGCUAUUUUAUUGUUAUUGUAACAACUGCUUGUAGAACUCUUUUUGUUUGUUUAAAAGAUCCUUCACGUGUGAUAGAGAGACACCACUGUACUCGACAAUAGUACUCCCGCCGGCUUUGGUCUUUGUCAUGGUAGCUAGCAAUGUAGGUUACGCUGUUACUCCUCGCAGUUCCAGACAGGGCAGGUCACAGCGAAGAUUGAAAACAACAAACAGCAGGGAUCAAGACAUCCACAAACCCGGGACAAUCCGCGGGCCCAGCCACAAUGGCUAACCACGUCACAGGCUGCAUUCAAGCCCUCAAGAAAACCCAGCUAGCUUGAUAUGCUGCUAGCUAGCAGCUAGGCUAGCUGCAACGCCAAAUAGCUCCUCAGACUCGUCCUUGGUCGGCAGGAUCACUGGACAGAGACUAGCAAUCCCAGCAACUGAUGCCAACUGUGUCGCGGGAUCCAAACUAAAAAGUUAGCUAGCUACAAAUAACUUCCCAAUACACUUUCAAAACAACAAACUUUUCAAAACAACAAAUCCAAGCUCUUCCUCGUUGUGUUGUGACAAGGUAGGAUUGGUAUACAUAAGAUAGCCCUAUUUGGUAAAAGACCAAGUCCAUAUUAUGGCAAGAACAGCUCAAAUAAGCAAAGAGAAAAGACAGUCCAUCAUUACUUUAAGACAUGAAGGUCAGUCAAUAUGGAACAUUUCAAGAACUUUGAAAGUUUCUUAAUGUGCAGUCGCAAAAACCAUCAAGCGUCAUGAUGAAACUGGCUCGCAUGAGAUACCACCACAGGGAAGGAAGACUAUAUUAUAAGACCCAGAGUUACCUCUGCUGCAGAGGAUAAGUUAAUUAGACUUAACUGCACCUCAGAUUGCAUCCCAAAUAAAUGCUUCACAGAGUUCAAGUAACAGAUACAUCUCAACAUCAACUGUUCAGAGGAGACUGUGUGAAUCAGGCCUUCAUGGUCGAAUUGAUGCAAAGAAACCACUUCCAAAGGACACCAAUAAUAAGAAGAGACCUGCUUGGGCCAAGAAACACGAGGAUUGGACAUUAGACCGGUGGAAAUCUGUCCUUUGGUCUGAUGAGUCCAAAUUUGAGAUUUUUGGUUCCAAUCCCCAUGUCUUUGUGGGACGCAGAGUAGGUGAAGGAUUAUCUCCGCAUGUGUGGUUCCCACCGUGAAGUAUGGAAGAGGAGGUGUGAUGGUGUGGGGGUGCUUUGCUGGUGACACUGUCUGUGAUUUAUUUAGAAUUCAAGGCACACUUAACCAGCAUGGCUACCACAGCAUUCUGCAGCGAUACGCCAUCCCAUCUGAUUUGUGCUUAGUGGGACUAUCAUUUGUUUUUCAACAGUUACUAAAGUUUGUUACUUUGUUUCCAGAAGGCUAAUUUUGUUGUCUUGUUUGUUCUUGCGCAUGCCUCAUAUGUGCAUGUCUGACGAUAGACUCUACUUUCUUUUCAACAAAUCUACUUUCUUAACAACAGAUUGUAGCAGUUUGUUUGUUCCGGUGUGCAUUGAGAGCAUUUUAGCUAUCUUUUCCUGGAUAUCCUUUAGCUAUUCAUUACUCUCGUUUGCAUCUCCAAGUUGCUCCUUGUCUUUUGCUCUGGGGGAAGCCAUGGCUUGUUGGAUUUGUGUCGCUGCGCCACUUUACCAACUGAUUAGUUCGGAGAUAGAUAGGAGGGGUGGAGCGGAGUUGAAGGGUGGAACUAAAAAUAACAAAAACAAGAUAACUAAUGUAAAAUAUACUGUGUCCGUAAAAUGUAUAUAGGUUCAGAACAUUUGUGAAACAUCACAGCACAGUUGAAAAAUAUAUGGCAAAUAGAAAUGGUCUUCAGAGAUAGAUGGGAGGGGUUGAGGGUAGCUGAAGGAUGGGACUAAAAACAAACUAAUGUACAAUAUUCUGUGUCCGUAAAAUGUAUAUAGUAUGUAUAAACUGGAAGUAGAAGCCUAAGUGUUGUUGUCCAUUAGUUUACUCCAAUUAGUGGAGGAGUGGUAGAGUUAGGGGAAAAUAAUAAAUAAAAAUAAUGAUUGGUUUGCUGUUGUUCCUAACUAACUCGCUCUCUCCCAGUUGCUUGGGGAUAUAUUGAUCUAUCGAUUUUAGAGGCUUAAUUUAAACUUUGUUGGCUGUCUUUUACAUAUACAGUGCUAUGAAAAAGUAUUUGCCCCCUUUCUAAUUUUCUCUACUUUUGCAUAUUUAUGAUAUUGAAUGUUAUCAGAUCUUCAACCAAAACCUAAUAUUAGAUAAAGGGAACAUAAGUGGACAAAUAACACAACAAUUACAUAUUUAUUUCAUUUAUUUCAUAAACAAAGUUAUGCAACACCCAAUUCCCCUGUGUGAAAAAGUAAUUGCCCCCUUACACUCAAUAACUGGUUGUGCCACCUUUAGCUGCAAUGACUCCAACCAAAUGCUUCCUGUAGUUGUUGAUCAGUCUCUCACGUCGCUGUGGAGGAAUUUUGGCCCACUCUUCCAUGCAGAAGUGCUUUAACUCAGUGACGUGUGGGUUUUCAAGCAUGAACUGCUCGUUUCAAGUCCUACCACAACAUCUCAAUUGGGAUUAGGUCUGGACUUUGACUAGGCCAUUCCAAAACUUCCAAUUUGUUGGUUUUAGCAAUUUUCAUGUAGAUUGUGUGUUUUGGAUCAUUGUCUUGCUGCAUGACCCAGCUGCGCUUCAGCUUCAGCUCACAGACGGCUGGUCUGACAUUCUCCUGUAGAAUUCUCUGAUACAGAGCAGAAUUAAUGGUUCCUUCUAUUAAGGCAAGAGGUCCAGGUCCUGAGGCAGCAAAGUAUCCCCAAACCAUCACACCACCACCACCAUGCUUGACCUUUGGUAUGAUGUUCUUACUGUGGAAUGCAGAGUUUGGUUUUUGCCAGGCAUUACUGGAACCAUGUUGUCCAAAAAGUUAUACUUUUGAAUCAUCUGUCCAUAGAACGUUCUUCCAAGAGUCUUGAUGAUCAUCCAGGUGCUUUUUGGCAAACUUGAGUCAACUUUUUGGACGAGAUGGGUCCCAUUGAUUCACACAGUCUCCUCUGAACAGUUGAUGUUGAGAUGUGUCUGUGACUUGAACUCUGUGAAGCAUUUAUUUGGGCUGCAAUUUCUGAUAACUCCAAUGAAUUUAUCCUCUGCAGCAGAGGUAACUGGGUCUUCCAUUCCUGUGGCGGUCCUCAUGAGAGCCAGUUUCAUCAUAGCACUUGAUGGUUUUUGGUACUGCACUUGAAAAAACGUUCAAAGUUCUUGAAAUGUUCCGAUUGACUGACCUUCAUGUCUUAAAGUAAUGAUGGACUGUCAUUUCUCUUUGCUUAUUUGAGCUGUUCUUGACAUAAUAUGGACUUGGUCUUUUACCAAAUAGGGCUAUCUUCUGUAUACCUCCCUAUACAUUGUCACAACACAACUGAUUGGCUCAAACACAUUUAGAAGGAGAGAAAUUCCACAAAUUAACUUUUAAGAAGGCACACCUGUUAAUUUAAAUGCAUUCCAGGUGACUACCUCAUACAGCUGGUUUAGAGAAUGCCAAGAGUGUGCAAAGCUGUCAUCAAGGCAAAGGGUGGCUAUUUGAAGAAUCUCAAAUAUAAAAUAUAUUUUGAUUUGUUUAACACUUUUUGGUUACUACAUGAUUCCAUAUGUGUUAUUUCAUAGUUUUGAUGUCUUCACUAUUAUUCUACAAUGUAAAAAAAAGUCAAAAUAAAGAAAAACCUUUGAAUGAGUAGGUGUGUCCAAACUUUUGACUGGUAGUGUAUGUGCAUUUGUAUAUGUCUGUGUCUAACACAGUCCUUUUCUGAUCUGUAGACUCUGCAGAUGGACUGUGUUGUGUUCUCACUGGCCCGUGUCUGUCUGGGACUUUCAGCCCCCUCGACAUCCCCUCUCAGCCACCCCCUGUAGUGAUGCGACACAACAACUUUGACUGGAAGAAAGUAGACAGGUACAGACCCAUUCGUUGUAGCUUUCUUAUCUCUGCAAUCAAAUUGUAGUCCUGCUUUUUGGCCAAUGGAAAACUUGGCUUGUGGGAAAACUGGGAAGAUGUGACUCUGCAUCCUGAAUCCUGAUGAUUGGCUCAAACAUGUUCUAAUCACCCCUGUCUCUAUAUUUAUGAACCAAUCAACAGGAAAGAUCUGAUCAGCGCAGGGGCUGCCCAGGGACAGCAGAACAGGGAUGCCAUGGUGAGUUACGGUGUCAGAAACAGCAUGGCCUCUUACCUCUCUCUGGCCGGGGAUCAGGACCCAGGACAGCAGAAGAAGAACCGUAAGCAGAAGAGCAAAUCUGUCUGCGUGAUACCCGACCACAGCCUCAGCCAUUUGCACCUGGAUGAGGACUAUGAGACGUAG